GGCAGAGAGGGGCGCGCGGAGCGGCAGAGCCGGCUGCACCGCAGAGCUCGCUGUGCAGCCCGAGCUUCCCAGCGUCCGCUCGCGGCCGCGGUGCCCGCAGUGCCCGCGGUGCCAUGGCCGCGGCCGCCCUCCCGCCCCGGCCUCUGCCGCUGGCCCUGCUCCUGCUGCCGCUGUUGCUGCUUCUGCUGCGGACCCGCCCGGUGCUCGCCGACAGUAAGGUGUUCGGUGACAUGGACCAGGUGCGGAUGACGUCCGAGGGCUCCGACUGCCGGUGCAAGUGCAUCAUGCGACCGCUGAGCAAGGACGCGUGCAGCCGGGUGCGCAGCGGGCGCGCGCGAGUGGAGGACUUCUACACGGUGGAGACAGUGAGCUCCGGCAGCGACUGCCGCUGCUCCUGCACCGCGCCGCCCUCCUCGCUCAACCCCUGCGAGAACGAGUGGAAGAUGGAGAAACUCAAAAGGCAGGCCCCAGAGCUCCUCAAGCUGCAGUCCAUGGUGGAUCUCCUGGAGGGCGCUCUGUACAGCAUGGACCUGAUGAAAGUACACGCCUACGUCCACAAGGUGGCCUCCCGGAUGAACACGAUGGAGGAGAGCAUCAAGGCCAACCUGAGCCAGGAGAACGAGGUGGUGAAGGAGAGCGUGCGCCACCUCAGCGAGCAGCUGAAGAGCUACGAGAACCACUCAGACAUCAUGAUGAGCAUCAAGAAAGAGCUGUCCAGUCUGGGCCUCCAGCUGCUGCAGAGGGAUGCGGCUGCUGUCCCUGCCGCUGCCUCGGCCACGGGCCCUGGUAGCAAGGUCCAGGACACAGCUGGAGGGAAAGGCAAGGAUACCAACAAAUAUGGCGGCAUGCAGAAGAGCUUUGCAGACAGGGGCCUCCCGAAAGUGCCUAAGGAGAAGCUGCUGAAGGUGGAGAAGCUGAGGAAGGAGAGCAGCAAGGGCAGACUCCAGCCCACAGCCAAGCCCCGAGCUCUAGCCCAGCAGCAGGCUGUGAUCCGGGGUUUCACCUACUACAAAGCAGGCAAGCAGGAGGUGACUGAGGCCGUGGCUGACAACACGCUCAAGGGCACUUCCUGGCUGGAGCAGCUGCCACCCAAGGUGGAGGGCAAACCCCCCGAGGCCAACUCUGCAGAGUUGGAGCAGGACGAUGCUGCCCCAAGGGCUUCAGAGGAAGUUGACCUGGGCCCCAACACCCGUGCCUCAGACCCUGCCACCACCUCCACCACCCCAGCCCCCACCACCAGACCCCUGCCCACCGAGGCUCCUUCACGCCCAGAAGCCCCCAGCCAAGGCAGGGAGGCCACCUGUGAGGGUACCCUCCGGGCCGUGGACCCCCCGGUGAGGCACCACAGCUACGGGCGCCAUGAGGGGGCCUGGAUGAAGGACCCUGCAGCUCAGGAUGACAGGAUCUACGUCACCAACUACUACUAUGGAAACAGCCUGGUGGAGUUCCGCAACCUGGAAAACUUCAAGCAAGGCCGCUGGAGUAACAUGUAUAAGCUGCCCUACAACUGGAUCGGCACUGGCCACGUGGUGUACCAGGGCGCCUUCUACUACAACCGGGCCUUCACCAAGAACAUCAUCAAGUACGACCUGCGGCAGCGCUUCGUGGCCUCCUGGGCGCUGCUGCCCGAUGUGGUCUAUGAGGACACCACACCCUGGAAGUGGCGCGGCCACUCGGAUAUCGACUUUGCCGUGGACGAGAGUGGCCUGUGGGUGAUCUACCCCGCCGUGGACGACCUGGACGAGGCUCAGGCCGAGGUGAUCGUGCUGAGCCGCCUGGACCCUGGCGACCUGUCGGUGCACCGGGAGACCACGUGGAAGACGCGGCUGCGACGGAACUCCUAUGGGAACUGCUUCCUGGUGUGUGGCGUGCUGUACGCCGUGGACACCUACAACCAGCAUGAAGGCCAGGUGGCCUACGCCUUUGACACGCACACGGGCACCGAAGCUCGGCCACAGCUGCCCUUCCUCAACCAGCACGCCUACACCACCCAGAUCGACUACAACCCCAAGGAGCGGGUGCUCUACGCCUGGGACAAUGGCCACCAACUCACCUAUGCCCUUCACUUUGUGGUCUGAGUGGGGACCUGGGCUCACAGGAUGGAGCAGCGGUGGGCAUGGGGUCUCCCCCCUGCAACUCCUGCAACUCACUGUCAGCAAAUAUUUCUUGGAGUAUCCCAAGCUGGGUGCUGGGCCUACAGUAGCAGCCAGGAGAGCACCUCCUCAGCACCUAGCAGGUGACCCUUGAUUCUUUGUGCCUAGCACUGUGCCAGGCGCUUGACAUGCACUUAACCUUUUAAUCCUCCCCACGCCUCCCUUGGAGUUCGAGAUCAUUAAGCCCAUUUUGCAGAUGAGAAGAAUGAGGCCCAGAGAAACAGCAACCCAGCUGGGAUCAGGCAGGCUGUGUUCUUACUCUAGCCCAUUUUGUAGAUGAGGAGACUUCACCAAGCUCUCCCCCACCUCCAGCCCUCUCCCCUCAUUUCCCCUGUCCACCCAACUGUCUCCCUUCCCAGCACUGCACAAAGUCAGAUAGGCCUUUGGGGCCAAUGCACUGGUGUCCACCAUCCCAGGCCCCUGUUCUUGUUGAGCUGCUGGUGGCCUUGGGCUUUGGGUCCCUUGGCCAAUGUCUCUGCUUCUUGCCUUUAGCCAGCCCUCCCACCUCACCCCACCCUCUGCUCAGCCACAUUCCGAACCUCCACCGUCACCUAGCCACCGAGUAGAAACCACACCCCAGGAGAAAUCCUGGCGGCUGUUCCAAGGCCCCUCCCUCAGGCACUCACUUGUGUUCUCCCUUGUUCUUCACCAGCGGCAUGUGUUUCUGCAGCAGCUGGGAAGGGCCCAGGCAGCUGCCUGUGAGGGUGGGGAGCUGGCCGAGGCCCAUCCACUCACCCAAAGCACUGGCUUCGGCCUUGGGUCCCCUUCCUGGCCCCUCCCUUGGGGUCUGGGGUCCUUUCUCUCUGGGCCUUCAAAGCCACAAGCUAUGCACACUCAGGGAUACCUCCAGGUCUGCCAUGAGCAAGGCCCUCAGCCCAGGGGCUGGUCCAUAAUGGCCCAGGUUCCCUCUUCCUUGUCAGUCCUGGCCUGGUCAUUGCUGGGCAGACACGUCUGAGCAGCGAGCUUUUCCUGGCUUCAAGAUAUUGGUGCCAGGGCUGCCCCACGUCCGGGACUUGGGGCUGAAGAUUCACUUGGUCAAGUGACUCCCCAGAGCCUUGGACCUGGGCAGCCCAGACCUUUAAUCUACAAGACCUUUAAACCUGAAGCUCAUUGGCUUCACACAGUAAUCUUAGAGCUGGAAAGACAUUCUAUAGCCACUUAAAGAAACUCCCUUUUUUGCUAAAAAAAGAAAAUAGGUCCAGAAAGUUUUAGAAGAUGGCUUCAAGGCACACACAGCCAGUCUCCUUCCAAAGGGCUUUGUCUCGACCUUUUAUUCUCCUGGCUUGGAGGCAGCUCUGCCUGGGAAGGCAAAGACUCCAGCACCUUGAAGGUACCCGCUGCCAAUCCCGACAGCCCCUGGACCUGCCCUCUUCCCUGCGCCCACCGGCCAGCUCCCUGCAUAUCGGUAGGUUUGAACACCCAGCUGCCCUGUUAGAAGUUCAGCUGCCUGGCCAAGAGGGCAAGGAAAUGGAUUUUGUGCAGAGUACAUCUCUCCCUCCGUCAUCAGGUGAUUUGCUUUGCUUAAGCUAUAAUACACCCUUGGAAUCAAGGGGGACAAUGACACCCAGCCAGGCCAGGUGUGACUCAUAGAGGAGGACACAUCCAGCCUCCCCACCCAACUUACAGCCUCUUCAGAGGGCUAUGGGCCUGGCCUUUGCUUGGCCCUGGGCGUGGGUCUUCCAAGGUUGUGUUGUGACACUGUAGUCCACCCACGCGAGACUCAUUGAGGCCCUAUUUCUUCAUUAGUCUGAGACCAGACGGGUUUUGAAAAAUUAAACGACAAGCAGCCUUGUUUUCCAGGGGGCAUGAUGCUGGUCACAGUCCCCAUAUACACAACAGUCCCUUUCUGUUUUCAGCUUACGUGCUAAGAGCUUACAGCUCUUUUCCUCAUUUACAGACAGUCACACUGGAGUCCAGAGAGGUUAGGCCACUGGUCACAUAGGCAACUGAGGGGAGAUUCAGUGUUCAGAGUCGGGUGAUAGAACCAAGCCACACGCAGGACCUUGCGUCCUCCUGACAGUGGAGAUAAACACUCUGAAUGUGCCCAUUUUAUAGUUGAGGACUCUGAGGCAAAGGGACUUACCCAGAGUCACACAGCAGCUUAGCCUCUGGCAGACUUGGGGUUUCAGGACUGGUCAGUACAUGUUCUUUGCCACCUGUGGCCACUCUAAUGCCAGCACCAGAAGCAGUGGCCAUUGCUCUCAUCCAGUGUGGCCAGGAGAGAAGCCACAAGAAGUGGACUGGGGCCAGCUAGUACAGAACCUUGCAUGCCAAGCCAGUUGUGUCUGGAGCAAAGCUGAAUUUAAAUUGACAGAGAAAAGGAAAAUCUAAGGUGGAUUGUAAUUGGAUUUUUUCCUGUCUGCGAUGGAAGGUAGGGAAGGAUGUGUGGGGGGGAACUGGAAGCAGUCCGUCUCCGCCAACUUGGAGGCUCUAAAGGAAACCUGACCCCAUCAGAUUUUUUUUUUUAAUCAAUCUUGGGCUUUAUUACAUUUGGCAACAGGUACUUCAAACAAGGAAGGGCCUGGACCAGGGAGGGCCAACACUUCUUACUGACCUUGGCUGUGAAGCCAAAGGAAGCUGUCUCGUGUUUCUGAACAACGUGAUGCAUGAAGGGGCUUUGGCUGCUGCCUUGGAUUCCUCCCUCGUCGUUUCCAGAUCUUAUUUUUUAUUUUUUUUCCCAGUGCUAGGGGUAGAACUAGGGCCUGGCACUUGCUAUGUAAGUUCUCUAUCACGAGGCCACACCCCAGUCCCCAGGCUGUCUCCGGGGAGGAAGGAAGAGGGCUUCUGUCUUGGAGACAGCGGCGCAGAAGGUGAGGCCAGGCAGUUUCCCAGGGAAAGAUUUGAGAGCACCUGAAAGCCCGUGUGUUCCAGAGCAGCUUUUGCUCCAUUGGAGAUGGCUGUGGUCUCAGAAGGACACAGCACUGUGUGGCCGUCAGAGACGGGAAUUAGUUAAGGAGGUCCGUCUGGAACCCAGCCUCACCUCCGUGCCACAGGUAGGGACGUUAACUCAUACAGCUAAGGACCUGUGACUUAGUGAGGACAGAGGGCUGCAGAGGACCCAAGCAGCUUGACAGGCUCCGUCACUCAUCCGCCCAGGGUCUCCCAGGUUGGCAUCAUCUCCCCUUUACUGGGUGAUGAACCUCAGGGUCAGAGAGGUCAGGCAAUCAACUCAGGGUCAGUUUCCUAACGAGUAGAGAGGCAAGAUUUGAAACAGGUCUGUUUUUAAGCCAAAACCCCAAAUUAACUGUUGUUAGGAAUCUUGUAACUAGUAUGUUUUCUUCUUGGUUGUGGCUCUGGAAGCUCAAAGUCAAAUUUGAGAUCACUUUUAACAACUGUACUGAAUCUCCUGCUGGACCCUCUCCAUUCUGGUUUUCCGCAUGUACCUUUACCCUGAUCUAAUCUUUAUUUUUAUUCUAUCGUAUUUUAUCUAUUUUUGUAAGUUGCCACAAUACCUUUUUUUUAGUAUUAAGGUGGCCUAUGUAUAAAUAAAAUCCUUGAUCCGAAGCUUGACUUAAAAGUCUUAACUAAAUACCGUGAUCUAG
Molecule: messenger RNA, 5695 nt
Organism: Sciurus carolinensis (gray squirrel)
Lineage: Eukaryota; Metazoa; Chordata; Mammalia; Rodentia; Sciuridae
Gene: Olfml2a
Product: olfactomedin like 2A
Exons: 8
Coding region: 114-2078 (654 amino acids)
Biological process (GO): signal transduction
Source: RefSeq, a predicted model, not a curated record